Diprion similis is the source of this 362-nucleotide messenger RNA. RefSeq lists its product as uncharacterized. The transcript is spliced from 2 exons. Bases 25 to 354 code for a protein of 109 amino acids. NCBI's taxonomy places the organism in Eukaryota, Metazoa, Arthropoda, Insecta, Hymenoptera, Diprionidae. The record is from RefSeq and is a predicted model, not a curated record.
CGCUACAUUUUUUACGGAGUCAAAAUGACGUCGCUAUUAACGUUGAUUCUUCUUGGUCAAGCCUGUUUGAUCGCCUCAGCACUUGGCUUUCCGCGGAUUGUAUCAAAUUGGAACGAGGAAAAUAGCGAUGAAAUUCAGUUUCAAGUCCAGCCACACGUUCCACUGGUUAUACAAGAUUCGAGCCAACCGAUCUUGGAAUCUACCCAAAAUGAACCUGACUUUACGGCCAUCAAACGCGAUGAUUACAAAUCCACGCCUGAGGUUGUUGCAGACGAAGUUAACAGAAACGCUGUUAAAUUGACCACGGCUGGAAAGAUUAGCGAAAGUGAAAGCGAGUGGAGUGAUUAUCAAUAAAAACUCGG